Messenger RNA from Pteronotus mesoamericanus, 901 nucleotides. RefSeq names its product ferritin heavy chain-like. Gene Ontology annotation, molecular function: ferric iron binding; ferrous iron binding. NCBI's taxonomy places the organism in Eukaryota, Metazoa, Chordata, Mammalia, Chiroptera, Mormoopidae. Gene Ontology annotation, cellular component: cytoplasm. The transcript has a single exon. Gene Ontology annotation, biological process: iron ion transport; intracellular iron ion homeostasis. The record is from RefSeq and is a predicted model, not a curated record.
UUCGCUGAGAGUCGCCGUGGUUUCCUGCUCCAACAGUGCUUGAACGGAACCCGGCGCUCCACCCCCAUUCCAUCCAGCUUCCCAGAUCCAUCCUUCUGCCACCUGCUUACAGCGCCCUCGGACCGCCCAAAGGUCUCCGCCACCGAUCCAGCCCCGCGAAGCCGCCUGUCCUCAGCCGCCCAUCAUGACCACGUCCACCUCGCAGGUGCGCUAGAACUAGCACCGGGACUCGGAGGCCGCCAUCAACUGCCAGAUCAACCUGGAGCUCUACGCUUCCUACUCUACCAUGUCUUACUACUUUGACCGUAAUGAUGUGGUUUUGAAGAACUUUGCCAAGUAUAUUCUUCACCAAUCUCAUGAGGAGAGGGAACAUGCCGAGAAACUGAUGAAGCUGCAGAACCAACGAGGUGGCCGAAUCUUUCGUCAGGAUAUCAAGAAACCGGAACGUGAUGACUGGGAGAAUGGUCUGAAUGCAAUGGAAUGUGCAUUGCACUUGGAAAAAAGUGUGAAUCAGUCACUGCUGGACUUGCACAAACUGGCUGCUGAAAAAAAUGACCCUCAUUUGUGUGACUUCAUUGAGACGCACUACCUGGAUGAGCGGGUGAAAUCCAUCAAAGAACUGGGUGACCAUGUAACCAACUUGCGCAGGUUGGGAGCCCCUGCCGCUGGCCUGGCAGAGGAUCUCUUUGACAAGCACACUCUGGGAGACAGUACAGAGAGCUAAGCCUUAGGCUGCCUUCCCACAGCUACGGGAGUGACUUCCCCGGACACCAAAGCAGUAUGUGCAUGUUCGAGUUACCUUUACCUUUUCUAUAACUUGUACCAAUCAUCCACUUAUGUCCUUCAUUUGUACCAUUCCUUCAAAUAAAGUAAUUUGGUACCCAGAAAAAAAAAAAAAAGA